CGAGACUAUCACUCACUCAUUUCCCCAAAUUCUCCGCCCUCCAAAUUUCCUCCAUCGCCGUUUCUUCUCGAAGAUGAAUUCGAUGCUCAGAUCCGCCAGAACCCUUGCCACCACGGCCUCGCGAUCUUCCAUCCUCCGCCGUGGCUACUCAUCGGAGUCCGUUCCUGACCGCAAGGUCGCCAUCCUCGGCGCGGCUGGAGGGAUCGGCCAGCCGCUCUCCCUGCUCAUGAAGCUCAACCCUCUCGUCUCCAACCUCGCCCUCUACGAUAUCGCCAACACCCCCGGUGUCGCCGCCGAUGUCAGCCACAUCAACACCAGAUCUGAGGUUACCGGAUACUUCGGUGAUGACCAACUAGGUAAGGCCUUGGAGGGAGCCGAUGUUGUGAUCAUUCCAGCUGGGGUGCCAAGGAAGCCUGGAAUGACACGUGAUGAUCUCUUCAACAUUAACGCUGGGAUUGUGAAAGGUCUCUGUGAAGCAAUUGCCAAGUACUGCCCCCAUGCGCUCAUAAAUAUGAUCAGCAACCCAGUGAACUCAACUGUUCCAAUUGCUGCUGAGGUUUUCAAGAAAGCUGGAACUUAUGAUGAGAAAAGGUUGUUUGGGGUUACUACUCUUGAUGUUGUUAGGGCCAAGACAUUCUAUGCUGGGAAGGCCAGAGUCCCCGUUGCAGGGGUUAAUGUUCCAGUUGUUGGUGGACAUGCUGGUGUUACCAUUCUCCCAUUGUUUUCCCAGGCCACCCCAAAAGCCAAUGUAUCAGAAGAGGAAAUUGUCGCUCUUACUAAGAGAACUCAAGAUGGUGGCACAGAAGUUGUGGAAGCUAAGGCUGGAAAGGGUUCCGCUACUUUGUCUAUGGCCUAUGCUGGUGCCCUUUUUGCCGAUGCAUGCUUGAAGGGUCUCAAUGGUGUUCCUGAUGUGGUUGAAUGCACGUUUGUUCAAUCAAAUGUCACUGACCUUCCUUUCUUUGCUUCCAAGGUAAGACUUGGCAAGAACGGUGUUGAUGAAGUCCUCGGAUUGGGACCUCUCUCCGACUUCGAGAAAGAAGGGUUGGAAAAGCUGAAGCCGGAGCUGCUUUCCUCCAUCGAGAAGGGAAUCAAGUUUGCAAACAAGUAAAAUGGGAUCGAUCGCAAAUCAACAUUUUGUGGUCCGUGUUUCACUAGUUUUGUAUUCGUUGUAGCAGCCAACAGCAUUGGCUCGAGAUCUCUGUUAGUUCGGAAGAGUUUAUGAAACCAUUAAAACUGGACCUCUCUAACAAAUAAUCCCAGUUGUGUAGGGAGACAAAUAUUGUUGCUGGCUUUUGUUCUACAUUCCAAAUUGGAAGCUUCUUCUCCCACAUUCUGUUGGUGGGGCUAAACUGGGAUUGGUUCUUCAUACAUGUUGCAUCUGGCGUCCUGGUAUAAAAUUAUGCAAUUGUAUGGUAACUCUAUUGGUUAUUUUAGGUUAUAGCUAUCUAAAAUAGUAUGCAAUUAUGCAACUUCACGUUUGUGAAACCUAUUCAGCUUGGCAUUACUCUGCUAGUUGGACUCGGUGAAAAAAAACCAAUACACAGUUGUUUUACUA
Molecule: messenger RNA, 1555 nt
Organism: Linum trigynum
Lineage: Eukaryota; Viridiplantae; Streptophyta; Magnoliopsida; Malpighiales; Linaceae
Source: the annotation of a GenBank genome assembly